Zootermopsis nevadensis is the source of this 4725-nucleotide messenger RNA. RefSeq names its product putative fatty acyl-CoA reductase CG5065. Lineage: Eukaryota; Metazoa; Arthropoda; Insecta; Blattodea; Termopsidae. Gene Ontology annotation, cellular component: peroxisome. Gene Ontology annotation, biological process: long-chain fatty-acyl-CoA metabolic process. The record is from RefSeq and is a predicted model, not a curated record. Gene Ontology annotation, molecular function: alcohol-forming very long-chain fatty acyl-CoA reductase (NADP+) activity.
UGCACCGUUAGGAACACAGGAAAGGGUAGUGCCGUUUCAACUCCGAAGAACCCGUUACGUCAUUUGCCAUCCACACCCACCCCAAACGGACUUUCUUUCAUCUUCCGCAGACAGCGGCCGAUAUUAGUCAGCUGUUAAAAUUUGGAAGGAUGCCAAGAAAGGAACUCACGCCCUUGAAGUAGCUCCGACGCCUGAAAAUCCAUGGGUAGUGAUGUGACGUAAAUAUUUUUGACACUGGGGGUACUUCUGUUAUAAAUUAGUGAUAUAGUGAAUUAUUUUAUAUCAAUUAUUUCUCUUUGCAUAAGUGAAGUGAUUUAUUGCUAGAACAACGGUGUCAAGCCAUAAGGGAGGACGACAUUGAAACAAGUGUUCAAAACAUCCACUUGCACUCUACAUGAAGAUUAAUUUUGAAUAAGAACUGUCUGAAGCGGUCAGUAAAUUCAGGUCAGUAUGGGGACCAAUAAGAACAAUGAAGCUGGAGGUAAUAGUGAUAACACAAAUGCCAGCAUUUUCAACAGUCCAAUCCAAAACUUCUUCAGUGGAAGCUGCAUUCUUAUAACUGGUGCAACUGGUUUUGUGGGAAAGGCUCUUGUGGAGAAGUUGCUCCGCUCCUGUCCAGAUCUCAGAACCAUCUACCUACUCAUCCGCCCCAAGAGAGGACUUGAUGUCCAAACAAGACACAAGGAAUUGUUAAAAAAUCCAGUGUUUGAUCGAAUAAGAAUGGAAUGUCCUACUGCAUUCAAAAAGAUCAUAAGUGUCCGUGGUGAUGUGUCAGAAAAGGACCUUGGACUCUGUGAGGAAGACAAGCAGCGUGUAGUAACAGAAGUUAAUGUUGUGUUCCAUUCAGCUGCUACAGUGCGAUUUAAUGAGAGCCUUAAAUCUGCUGUAAUACUGAACACUCUUGGGACUCAGAGGGUUGUUCAAUUAUGCAGAGACAUUCACAAUCUACAGGCAUUUGUUCAUGUGUCAACAGCAUAUUCCAAUGCAGAUAAAAAGGAGGUCCUGGAGACUGUGUAUCCCCCACCAGCAGAUCCUGAGUGUGUCAUACAGUGUUGCCACACAAUGACUGACGAUGCGCUAGAAGUUGUGGCUCAACGACUGCAGGGCAAACAUCCCAAUACAUACACUCUAACAAAGGCAAUGGCAGAGUGGGUAGUAGCAGAACAAGCAGAUGAUAUACCAGCAGCUAUUGUUAGACCUUCAAUAGUUACAGCAGCAUGGCGUGAACCAGUGCCAGGGUGGGUGGACAAUGUUAGUGGUAUCACUGGUAUCAUGAUGGAGAUUGGACGUGGAACCAUUCGCAGCAUUAUAUGUGAUCAGAAGCUCACUAUGGAUCUGAUUCCUGUUGAUUUUGUAGUAAAUACAUUAAUUGGAGUUGCUUGGCACACAGCUACUUACAGACCAAAUACAAUCCGUGUGUAUAACUGCACUACUGGGUCAGUGAAUCCCAUAACUUGGAAAGAUUUUGGCAUUCUGACACAAAGUCAUGCUCGUGAAAUACCAACACGAUAUGUCAUGUGGUAUCCUGGCUUCACUUUCCGGACUAAUCAUUUUGUCCACAAGAUCUGUGAGUUGCUCUUCCACUUCUUGCCAGCAUUUGUGGCUGACCUUCUACUCAGGCUGCAUGGAGCUAAACCAAUAAUGCUCAAGAUCUCCAAGAGAUUCCAGCAGGCUGCCAAAACUGGCGAGUUCUUCUCCCUUCACGAAUGGAAAUUUCACUGUGACAAUGUUUGUGCAUUAAUGUGUGAUGCACAAGAUAAAACAACUUUUGAUGUUGAUGUUUCACAAUUAGAUUGGGACAAGUAUGUCAAAUGCUACAUGCUUGGAAUUCGAAAAUUCAUCCUAAAAGAUUCCAAUGACACGAUACCUGGUGCCAGAAAGAAGCUACAGAAACUGUACUGGAUUCACCGCUUCACACAGGUGCUGAUAGUGGCUUUCUUUUUGAGAAUUGCAACACUAAGCUGAUGGAUCCAAAUAAAUUAACAUCACUUAGCAUCAAUCACAUUCACCAGGUUAAUAAAUAUUUAUAUUUUAUCAGAAUUACUGUGCAAUUUUAUUUGGUUUAUUGAAAGGAGUAUAUUAUACUAACAGCUACCCAAGAUGUGUUUUAUCUGGAUUUUAUGUCAGAAUAAGAUCAUAUUAUUCAUCUAACAAAAUCUAAAAAUCUAAGUGCUUGAUAAAAACAAAGUCUCAUUCUCAGUACCUGUUACAAUGAAGGAUAGCUUUUGGUGUAUUUAACAAAAAUCUACAUGUUUCUGGGUUUUAAUUUUGCAGAUUCAUACACAAACCAGAUAAAUAAAUUAAAAUUAUGGUACAACAUAAUGCUUACAUAUGUGGUAAAUAUAUUGUAACGACAAACCAUUCAGAUCAUUACAUGUUUAUCUAGGUUCCAGAACUUAAACAAAAUCGUGACAGACAUUCUAACCCUCUUGUUUAACACUUCAAUAAUUUAAUAUAAUGUAGAUUUCUGUGUAUAUAAAACUGGAAUACACACAUACAUGGAAGAAGAGUAAGAAAAAUUUACUAGAAGAAUAUGUCUCCCACAAAUUGCAACACGUCAAGAGAGACAAGAGUGAAGAUUACACUUGCUACAGACCAUAUGAUAUUUAAGUCCAUAUACUAUGGAUCUGCUAACAUGAUUUUAAUUCUGGAGAGGUUAACAGUAGUGAUAUAUUAUUAAAACACAGCAAAAUAUUUUUAUGCAAAGUAUCUAAUAUUUAACAUUAAUUAUAAAAAUGUUCAGAGAAAUAGUCACUAGUUUUAUAUGUCUCACAUCAAAAUAAUGUUAACAUUAUUUUUUGUAUAUCAUUCAUCAGUUAUUUGUAAUAUAUUCAUUAUCCUACAGAAUGAAUACUUCAGUGUAGUUAUAACUGUUAAUUGAUAUGUAAGACUUUAAAACAUGCAUGAAUAUUAUAACAUUUUUUGUGGUCUGGGGGGGGGGGGGGGGUAAAAAAAAGUCAAUGUUGCAAUGUUGAGUCAGAUGCCAACAUUUCAAAGACUAGGGUGAUGAUGGAGACAAAGAUAGUCUUUAAAACAUUGGUGUUUGACUCAACAUUGAUGUGUCUGGAUGCCAAGAAAAUUUUAUAUCAAUGGACAUGUUUAUUGCCCAGCUUUGUGAAAAAUUAUAUCAGGGCCAUCAGAAGCAAGGGUGGAAGGGAGUUGGUCAUUCUUUUUACAGCUUGGCCACUACUUAUAAUGCAGAGAUGUUCUCUGAAGUUCCCACUCCCACAGUUUUAGAACAAUUAAGGCAUAUUUUUUCUGUCACUACUUACAAAAUAGUUAUUUCUUUCAAACUUCCAGUAUGUAACUUUGUGAUAAUUUUAGCUGAACCAUGAAUAAUAUGGUUUUAUUCUGAUCUUUGUGCCAUGCACAUAAAACAUUCUACAAACGAAAAAAAUUGUCUCUGUAACAAUUUUGGUCCUACAUUGACACUGCAUCCAUACACCUGUCAGUAAUUGGUAUUACUGAAAACUGAUAUUCUCUCUUGAAAGCUUCUUUUAUAACAAUGUUUUAUGGGAAAAAGUUUAUCACAGUUACUUAAUACUUCAUGAAUGUAACAUAUCUUUAGUUAUUCUCUCAUCUGUCUAGCAUAAAGAUAAAAGUUGAGUGGGUGGAAAGACAAAAGUCACCCUUUGCAGGUUAUCAUUUCAUCCCCAAACUUGAUGAGUUGACACAUCAGAACCAGACUAAACAACAUGAAUUAGUUGUUAUCAAAUUGGCUGGAGCAGCUGAUGUGAAAAUUAGUGAAGGAUGUGUUUGAGUAUAAUUGUUUAUAUAAUUAGGCAUUUGGCACAUUUGUAAAAAUAUUACAGGAAUAUAAAUUACAUUCAGUAUGUGUAUUUUAAACAAGUGGUGUAAAUGCUAGACUAUAAUGUCAUAUAGGUCAGUAAACAGUAUUUGACAUGGAAGAGGCCAAUUUAUGAUGAGUACAGUAGGCCAACUAAAAUAAGUUGUCUUUAUAAAAAUGUGUGUGUAUACUAAAUAUACCACAAAUCACAGUGUGAUUGUGUUUUGUAAAUUUUAAACUGUAAUCAGUAUACAAAUGUGUGACUGUCCUCUUCGAAUCUUUAAAGCAGCUCAUUCAAAUAAUGUUUUUUGAUAAAGUAUUUUAACUGAAAUGUAUUUUUGUGGCAUGAAGACUUAUAACAUUUAUAUCCAUGCAUCAUUAUUUUCUACAUACAUAUGUACCAUAAAUAUACAAAUGCAACAUUUAAAGAAUUAAACUGGUAUUUUAUGUGUUCUCAUCACAAAGACAUAGUUUAUUAUGUUUUAUGACACAUAUGUGAGCAUUAUUUCACAGUGCAGACUCAAUCCUUUAGCAUGUAUAACAACAUUUUUGAAGCCCUCACUGUGUGAAGUCACAGGUACAGAGUAGAGGUUUGGUUUGUGCUUUGUUUAAAGUUUGACUGGCAGACUCAAUAUAACAAAAUUUCUUAGACAUACAGAACAGUUCAUAAACAAACUACGCAAUACCGGUACUCUAAAAAAUUAAAUUUUACUAAACAAAAAUGUUUAACAAUAUAAGAAAUGUAGAGACAAAAUUACUUAAAUGUAGUUUUCUGUUUCUGUGGUUUAUCAUGUAAUCUAAAAGGCCCUGAACGCCCAGUGGCAACUAAUUGUACUUACUAUCUGCUUUAACAAUCAGUAAUUCUGGAUUUUUUUUCCACAGAGUGUAUUUAUGUGUUUUGUAUGAUUCUCAGAGUAAACAGCUAUUAUUUCCUUAAA